Messenger RNA from Musca vetustissima, 1432 nucleotides. RefSeq names its product protein phosphatase Slingshot. The record is from RefSeq and is a predicted model, not a curated record. Gene Ontology annotation, cellular component: cytosol. Bases 64 to 1353 code for a protein of 429 amino acids. Gene Ontology annotation, biological process: protein dephosphorylation. The transcript has 7 exons. Lineage: Eukaryota; Metazoa; Arthropoda; Insecta; Diptera; Muscidae. Gene Ontology annotation, molecular function: protein tyrosine/serine/threonine phosphatase activity.
GUGUGUGCGUUUCUUUACAGAUUUAUUGUCUGCAUUGCCAAGUUAACUUUUUAAUGAUACAACAUGGGAAAUGGUAUGAACAAGGUGUUGCCUGGCUUGUAUGUGGGCAAUUAUCGAGACUCCAAAGAUACCCAACAAUUGGACAAAUUCAAGAUAACCCACAUAGUGGCCAUACAUGAUAGUCCACGCAGAUUAUUACCGGAUAAACACUACCUAUGCGUCAUGGCUGCCGAUACACCCGAUCAAAAUCUCUCACAAUAUUUUACCGUCUGCAAUGAUUUUAUACACGCUGCCCGUUUGCGUGAGGGCAAUGUUCUCAUUCACUGUUUGGCCGGGAUGUCACGUUCCGUCACGGUUGCCGUUGCCUACAUCAUGACUGCCACCAACCUGAGUUGGAAAGAUGCCCUGAAAGUUGUGCGCGCUGGACGCGCCGUGGCCAAUCCAAAUGUGGGCUUUCAAACACAACUGCAGGAAUUCGAAAUGUACCGUUUGAGCGAAGAACGUAGACGUUUGCGGGAACGUUAUCCCUCCAUGGCUUUGGAGAAGUUGGAUCGCAUGAAAUGCAUGGCAGCCCUGGACAACUAUGAGGAGCUAUUGCAGAAUCGUGACAUUUGUGAGGGGAAUUGUGUGCGUGGAGAAAAAUGUCCCACAGGUGUUUGCAACAUGGACCCCACCAAAGGUCUUUUCCGCCGACGACCUUCAUCUGCCUCAACACGAUCACGCCUCCGACCACAAGCUUCAACGGGUGGCGUAACCACCGCUCAAUCGUGCCCAACGUCACCUAAACACUCCGGCCAAGGCCAAGUGGGAUCGCGUCGUUCACUGGGCGGCGAGGGGAUACCUGAAGACGAUGAGGCCCACCUUAGUCCUACCACCUCGUCUGAGGCUGCCGAAUAUGCGGCCGCCAUUGAGGCCAGUAAACGAGAAGCCCAAGAACGUCAACAACAACAGCGACAACUGCAACGUUCACCCUCACGGAAUUCGACACGUUCACCGCGUGUCAGUAGUGCUGGCAGCCGUUUGACCGGUGGUGGGGGCGGUAGUAAUGGCGGCACACAUUUACAACGCAGUGCCAGCACUGUCAGUGGCCUGGCGGUGCGUCCUCGCAGUAGUCCUGCUGGUUUACAUUCCUAUACAGGUUCCGUGCCAUCGUCCGUCCAUGGCUCACGUGUCGAUUUGCGUGACACCGAAAAGGGAUCGGCCAUUUAUUUAGGAUGCUCAGCACCACGCAACUCUACCCUGUCACUGGCCUCGUCGGGCUCCUCAGCACCAGCUUCGCCGGCAAGAACACCACCCGUGAGUCCCAGACAUGGCGUCAGAAGAUCAGCAAGUUUGGUCAAGAAACCAAGAUGAAAUUACUGGUCAACCACCAUCGAAAAUCGUAAUUUGUGAAAAGAUGUUCGUUGAUGCGGUGUUACAAAAACACACACAC